UCCCUGCUCGUUCAUGUGUAAUUUCAGCGUAAACUGACGCCAGAUACACGAUUCUGCAGCUUGUAGGAGGUUUUAGGUUCUGUUAGGAAACGAGUGGUUAUAAUAAGUAGUUUAAAGGUAACAUCACGAAGAUAAUGUGUAAUAGCGCGACUCAAACGCGAGUUUGACGGUUGUGGUAAAGCACUUCUUCAAGCAAGAAGGACGAUUCUGAAGUUUCUGGAACCGAGGCUCUCGGAUUAUCAAAAGCGCAUUUUCUUCAACGGUUUUGGGGUGGAUGAAAGCAAAACAAGUUUGAGGACAGCCACUUUAUCACUGUUUGAUACCUCACAGUAACUUCUGAAGUGAUUCCAGCACCCCUUGACCUUCGAGAUACGUACAAAUAACGGAGCCUAAGUUACCUGUUUAUACUCCCGUUUGUGGGAAAGUGUGUGGCAGCCGAUAUCUUAUGUCCGGCACAAGGCUGGGACGACAGAUAGGACCUGAGGAAAGCAGUCCCACUCAUUGGAGCAAAAAGCACAAAGAGCCUUCCUGUUGCUUUCCUCUCCUCUUUUGACCUCUGCUCGACCCUAGCAAUCAACAGGGCUCAGUUGUGACCUCUAACCUGGCCUCCGUCUCCAGUCUGCUGCCCACCGACCUCUACUUCGGAACAACAGAGGGAGGAAAUAACAAGCGAUAUAGCCUCAGCCAGAUGUCCGAAGCCUCUUCCUUACAUUGCUGCUGCCUCCCCAAAAGGAGAAAACUGCACCGUCUGCCCCACACAGGAUUUUGCUGAGAUUCUCUGAAUGCAGCAGAGAAGCUCUCUUUUGUGUCUGUACAAAAAAACAUUGUGGUGAUACAAAAAUAUUUUUAGAAAUGAAAUGUGUAAGCGUUUCCUUAUGCGUUUGAGCGUAUGUACUGCACCGCAGGUCUAAACGUUCUGCUUAGUUGGACGUUGCUCUGACCUUCCCAAACCACAGCCUUCAUGCUUAUUUUAGACAAUGUUAGAAAAGGUAAUAUGUCGGCCUGAAGCUAGACAUCAUAAAACUGUACUAGUGUGUGUGGUGACGAGGGUUUGUGGUUCCACUGAAUUCAUCCUUCUGGAACUUCUGCAUGAGGCUGUUUAUUGAGAGCGGGAAUAGUGUGCUUGCUCGCAGGGAAAUGGCUGGUGAACAGUAACUCAUCAAGGGAACACACUCAUCAUAAGUGAAAACAUGCUCGAACUGAAAUCAUCAGACAGGGAAUGACAAAUCAGCUGCACUUUCAAUUGGAAAACAUCAUUAACAGUGGCAGGCAAUGGUGAACAGUCGUGUGGAAAGCUCCGCGGUUGCGGUAACAGGAGGCAGUGGUGGGGCCGUACGCUCCUGUGCUGGAUGCGGUGGUCGGAUAUCGGACCGCUUUCUGCUCUUCUCUAUGGAUCGGUACUGGCACACGCGCUGCCUCAAGUGCUCCUGCUGCCAGGCUCAGCUGGGAGAGAUCGGCAGCACCUGCUUCAGCAAAGGAGGGAUGAUCCUCUGCAGGAACGAUUACAUCAGGUUGUUUGGUCACAGUGGAGCUUGCAGUGCGUGUGGACAGUCUAUUCCUGCCAGUGAGAUGGUGAUGAGGGCCCAGGGUAACGUCUACCAUCUAAAGUGUUUUACCUGUGCCACUUGCCGAAAUCGCUUGGUUCCUGGUGACAGAUUUCACUAUGUCAACGGCACCAUUUUUUGUGAGCAUGAUCGACCAGGUGGAGCUUUGCUCAGUAGUCAUCUGACCCCCCUGCAGAGCAACACCCUGCUGCCCGACCAAAAGGUGUGCUGAGGAAAUCUGGAUUUAUUAUUUGCGGUGUGCCUUCUCUUCAGUCCUUUCCUCACAUCUUCCCUCCAAUCUCUCCUCGUGAAUGUCCACCUUCACCCGAGACCUUCUGCCCACUUCUGCGCAUCCAGCCACCUUAAAAGAGUUCAGAACUACGCAAGUACUGUGAGUCACUUGUGAGACAAUCACCCCUGACAAGGGAAAACGUAAUCAAGUCGAAGAAAGACACGGAAGCUAAAAAUAAUCAUACGCACUCCCUCAGAUGCGGUCUGUGGUUAUGGCUGGGAUGCCCUGACCCUGAAAGCCUUAGACUCAUUUUCAAGAGCAGCUCUUUAAAGCUGGGGUGAUGCUCAACACCAUUUUGUUCCCUUUUGAGAAGUUUCUCAAGAAAUGUUGUGGACAUCACCUGACAUUUUGGACUACGGAUGGUGAUGGUUUUUACUUUAUGCCCUCAAAACGACAUCCAUAUAUCAAAAGACUUUUUCAGUGGUUGUUGCUUUUGUUUACAGGCCCUUUUCACUCUAAGUGUAAGUUUAUUCCUUCCUUUUUUUGAACAUGUUCUGUCGUCUUUGGUGCCUAAAAACAUUUUUACUUCCGGUUUUCCCUCCAUUGUCAUUUACUUCCUAUUAGCAAGUAAUCGUACACAUGCACAGUACAGAUACGUGAACAUGUAUUGUUUUGUCUACUCGAGUUUAAGACAUACGAAGAGCUCUUUUUGAAAGAGUUGGUCUCAUGAGGAAACGGCAUGUUUUUUUUUUUCCUCCCCCUGAAUGGUUUGGUAGAAUAAAUAAAUCUGUAUGCAUAUUCUCUAAUAGAGACUGCUAUUCAGUGUCUGCCAAGACUUUUGAGAGUAUGAAGGAGAUGGAGAGUAAAAUUGUACAUAUUUCAUGUGCUGUUGUGUGUUGUGUUCAGUGGUUGACCUGUUUCCUUGUGUCCCCUGUUCAAAAAGAGGGACGUUCAAAAGUAAGAUAUCUGUAAAGGAAAAAAAAAGUACUUAAUUAAAUAAUUAUAACCAUCAAAAA
This is a messenger RNA of Danio rerio (zebrafish), 2792 nucleotides long. Lineage: Eukaryota; Metazoa; Chordata; Actinopteri; Cypriniformes; Danionidae. The record is from RefSeq and is a predicted model, not a curated record.